UGUCAUCAAAGCGCGUCAAUUUCUCCCCGGUUGAUGAAACUUAAAACUUCUGUGCCCUUAAAGUCUCUCUAAAAACAGCAGUUAUUAUGCUAGUCCUACAAAGAUGUCUUUCUUUAUUAGAGUUUCCCAGAGGGAGGCUCCCUGCCAGCCUGUUAUCGCGAUAUUACCACAGGCGACUUAACGUAUCCAGACCAUGCGUAUUAUUUCACCGUCCGACCAUCAGAACCAGGCUAAAUCAGCUGUCGUCACAUGACCAUCAUGUCCUACCUGCUCAUCCCAGCUCCUUCAGAGGAUUCUCAUCUUCACCGCCAGCCAGAGAGGAAGCUCUGGGAAAGAUCCAGUCAACACAUUAUCAUCUUGUUUACACAUGCAAGGUUUGCUCCACGAGGUCCAUGCAGAGGAUCUCUAAAGUGGCCUACCAUAAAGGGGUGGUAAUAGUGACCUGUCAAGGGUGCAAGAACCACCAUAUCAUCGCCGACAACCUCGGCUGGUUCUCAGAUCUGGAGGGGAAGAGAAACAUUGAGGAAAUCCUCGCGGCCAAAGGGGAGACCGUGAAGAGGAUUGAAGGAAGCGAUGCUUUAGAAAUAGUCGUGGAGGAAAAGAGCAGAGGCUGUUCACAAAAAACUGACAAAGAGAAAGAAAAUGAGCCAGAAACAACAUGAUUUAACUAAUUGCAUUUGCACUUUGUACUGCUCUGUAUAUAUAUUUAUAUUUACAACAAACGCAACUUUUUGACCGUGUUGAGGGAGAGUUAAGUGAAAAUGUUUCAAACCAGGUUGCAACUGAGUUUUAAAAAAAGAUACAAAAGCAUGGAAACAGAUGAAAAGUAAAAGUUUGAACAAAUACAUUUUAAAUAUGUGUUUUUUUCCCUGAAAUAUAUUCUGGAUGGUUAUUCGGUUAUUCCAUAUCAAUAAGCGAGAAACACCCCUGGUGCGUUUUUGAUUAUAGUUUUUUGGGGCCUGCCCAGGC
This is a messenger RNA of Poecilia reticulata (guppy), 969 nucleotides long. RefSeq names its product DNL-type zinc finger (gene dnlz). Gene Ontology annotation, biological process: protein stabilization; protein import into mitochondrial matrix; protein folding. NCBI's taxonomy places the organism in Eukaryota, Metazoa, Chordata, Actinopteri, Cyprinodontiformes, Poeciliidae. Gene Ontology annotation, cellular component: mitochondrion. The record is from RefSeq and is a predicted model, not a curated record. Gene Ontology annotation, molecular function: protein-folding chaperone binding; zinc ion binding.